AUGAUUGAAAAUCCUUUUCAGAUGGAUGAACCUGUAGUUCAGGAAAAUUUUCAAAUGGAAAUAAUAGAACUGAAAACUAAUACUUUACAGAAGGACUUGUACGAAGAAAAUCGAACGAAUUUACCAAACUUUUACAAAAAUCUUGAUGACGAUAAUUUUCCUGAAUUAAAAAAACUGGCUCAACGUGUUUUUUCAAUGUUUGGAUCGACAUAUCUGUGUGAACAAACAUUUUCAAGGAUGAAAUGUAUCAAAAGCAAAGAAAGAUCUCGCCUUACAGAUGAUCAUCUUCAUUACUUACUAAGGGCUGCCACUACAAAAUUUGAACCUGACAUCAAGAAGUUAGCGCUACAAAAACAACCUCAAGUUUCACACUGA
This is a messenger RNA of Daktulosphaira vitifoliae (grape phylloxera), 375 nucleotides long. Its product is annotated as general transcription factor II-I repeat domain-containing protein 2-like. NCBI's taxonomy places the organism in Eukaryota, Metazoa, Arthropoda, Insecta, Hemiptera, Phylloxeridae. Gene Ontology annotation, molecular function: protein dimerization activity. The record is from RefSeq and is a predicted model, not a curated record. The transcript has a single exon. The coding region runs from base 1 to 375 and encodes 124 amino acids.